UGGAAUUCCGUUUCCGCUUUAGGGAGUGUACGCUGAUUUUUUUUUGGGGGGGGGUUUCUACUUUCCAACCAACUUUCUAUUCCCACGACAACUCGGACAGUAUUUCCAGUCAAACUGUCCCGGAUUUAAACUUUAUCGUGGCGACGAUGGCUUCUUCCCCUCAGAAGUCCCCGUCCUCUCCGAAGUCUCCGACGCCCAAAUCCCCGUCCUCCAGAAAGAAAGACGACUCUUUCCUGGGGAAACUUGGUGGAACUUUGGCGAGAAGGAAAAAGGCUAAAGAAGUGUCUGAGCUUCAGGAAGAGGGGAUCAAUGCCAUCAACCUUCCUCUCAGCCCUUCCCACUAUGAGCUGGACCCCGAGGACACCAUGCUUGAGGAGAACGAAGUGCGAACUAUGGUGGACCCCAACUCCAAGAACGACCGCAAGCUGCAGGAGCUCAUGAGGGUGUUGAUUGACUGGAUAAACGACGUUCUGGUGGGGGAGAGGAUCAUUGUGAAGGAUCUAGCCGAGGAUCUGUACGAUGGACAGGUCCUGCAGAAGUUAUUCGAGAAGCUGGAGGGCGAGAAGCUGAACGUUGCGGAGGUGACCCAGUCGGAGAUCGCCCAGAAACAGAAGCUGCAGACGGUCUUGGAGCGCAUCAACGACUCCCUCAAACUCUCCACCAGGAACAUCCGCUGGAAUGUCGACUCGGUUCACGCAAAGAGCAUCGUUGCCAUCCUGCACCUGCUGGUGGCGCUGUCGCAGCACUUCAGAGCGCCGAUCAGAUUGCCAGACCACGUCUCCAUUCAAGUGGUGGUGGUCCAGAAAAGAGAGGGCAUCCUUCAGUCCAGACAAAUUCAAGAAGAAAUCACCGGCAACACAGAGGCUUUCUCUGGCAGACACGAGCGCGACGCUUUCGACACCCUGUUUGAUCACGCUCCAGAUAAACUGAACGUCGUCAAGAAGACAUUGAUCACGUUUGUGAACAAACACCUCAACAAGCUCAACCUAGAGGUGUCUGAACUGGACACACAGUUUGCAGAUGGGGUUUAUCUGGUGUUGCUGAUGGGUCUGCUGGAGGGAUACUUUGUGCCGCUCUACAACUUUUUCCUCACACCAGAGAACUUUGACCAAAAGGUCCACAACGUGUCCUUCUCCUUUGAGCUGAUGCAGGACGGAGGCCUGGAGAGACCGAAGCCCCGACCAGAGGAUAUAGUGAACUGCGACCUUAAAUCUACACUGCGCGUCCUCUACAACCUCUUCACCAGGUACAGGAAUGUCGACUGAGCACCGGGUGUGGCAGGAGGGAAGACUUCAUACCAUGGACCACAUGUUAGAGCUUAAAGCGUUUUGCUAUUUGUUGUAGGAGUCUGUUUUAUCUGAGUGCAUGCAUCACAUUUUGUCCCCCGUUGGAAAUUGUACCGCACGUCUGUAUUUUUAUUGAUUCCUGCAGAGAUAUUUGUAUGUAAGCCCUGAGAGGCAAGCAAGAAAAAAACAUUGUUGAUCAAUUUGAUUUGAUUUUUUUUUCUCCAGUGGUUAUGACUUAAGAACAGUAUGGCUUUCUCCAGGAUAAUCUUUACAUGUCUCUUCAAUUUUUUAUCCAUUUAUCGAAACCUCAUUUUGGCAAUGGAUCCUUUUUUGUUUUUUAUACUUACUGUUGUUGUAAUACUCAUUUCAUCCACCGUAGUGCACCACUACCCAAUGUUCUAAAUAGGUCUUAAAGCAUACAUGUUUUCUUCCAGGUGAGUUUAACUUACAUAACUCGCUAACACACAUAAAAUCUCAGCUGGAAGAAAACAUUAAUGUCUUAUUUAGAACAUGUGAUGGGGCGCAUUUCAAUCCCUUGAUGACUAAAUUAGUUUUGAAAAAUCACGACACAAAACAUUUUUUUCAUUUUUAAAAAGCAUCCUGGCAAAACAUUUCUUUUCACCUGCACAGAGGAGAACACACUUUGGAUCAGACCUAGAAAAUGGAUCACCUGAUUUUUUUCUUUUUCAAUUACCUUUCAGGGCUUCAGUAAAUUUGGCCUGUGUACCAUAAAUGUUUGAAUUUUUAUUGUAAAUUGGGUAUUGCCAUACAUCAGACAUCUAUGAACUAAAUAAGAUAGCCAAUGGUGAUGUUUAGCUAUGUCUAUAAUGACUUCUGUGGAUAUCACAAAAAUGAACCACACUUUGUAUCUUUUAGUCCAUAAAAGAAAAUGUUUAACUGUAUUUAUUGUACAUUUCAAUACACUUGUUCUGUCUUACUUUCCCAGCUAUUUUCUUCUCUUUGGUCCUGUUUAUAUUAUUCAUAAGUGCCUUUAAUAAGAUGUGUGAACACAGCGAGAAGCUCCCAAUACUUAAUAUUGCACAUGCUCCCCAGUUGUCUUAACGUUCCAGAUUGCCUUUCCAUGUGUUAAGGGACAUUUGAAAUAUCUGACCAAAGCUCUGUUGUAUUCACACUGUAAAGCAUAUAAAGGUGUUACUCAGCAGCCAUUCGCUUUCUUGUAUUUUUUUUAGCUUUAU
Molecule: messenger RNA, 2482 nt
Organism: Anoplopoma fimbria (sablefish)
Lineage: Eukaryota; Metazoa; Chordata; Actinopteri; Perciformes; Anoplopomatidae
Gene: parvaa
Product: parvin, alpha a
Exons: 13
Coding region: 147-1265 (372 amino acids)
Biological process (GO): actin cytoskeleton organization; establishment or maintenance of cell polarity; substrate adhesion-dependent cell spreading
Cellular component (GO): focal adhesion; cytoplasm; actin cytoskeleton
Molecular function (GO): actin binding
Source: RefSeq, a predicted model, not a curated record